AGUCCGGGUAAGAUUUUCUCUUACAUUGUAUGCGGCGGUGGUAGCGGCGCGAUAAUAGAAAGCAAUCCAACAGAAAGUGAAGAGAGAAAAAAGAAUUCGUUGUGCAUGUUUCCAUUUUCGGGGGGUUUGGAUAGCCUGCGAAUUUUGUCUCUCUCUUUUUUUUUUAAUUUGAUUGAUUGUAUAUACGAAAAAGUGUGACAAAUCCGUGGAAAACAUUUGGAGAAAAAAAUGGUAUUUUUGGAUAUUCUUUUACAAAAAUAAAUAAAAUAAUAAACGAAUUCGAUUGAAUGUCCGUUUUAAUGCUGUUCUGUUUAAAUAAACACCAAAUCACGCCUAAAUCAUUUCGUUUCGGAUUGCAAAUUUGGUGCCCAUAUCACCAAAUGCUAAUAAACAGCAAAUAAAAGAGAAGAGGAAAUAAAAUGAACGUUUGCAGAAAAAAAAGAGGAAUAAAAAAUAGUCGUAUACGCAUACCCACAUUCAAACCAAUACACGUAUAAUAAAACAUCUCAAACAGUGCAAUAAUAAAAUCGAGUUUAAUAGCAAUAUUGUUCAAUCAUAAAUAAGUUUUUUUUUUUGUAAAAGAGAAGAGCAACGCCAAUCACAUCGAUGUUACAAGCAGUGCAAUUUGAGAAUAAAAUUAAAAGAAACGAAGCAGAAGAAAGGAAGAAAUGAAGAAGAUUGAAUCACGGUGAAAAGUGAAAGGAACUAAAGGCGAGAAGAGUGCAAGCAACGAGAAUAUAUAUAAAUCGAAAAGAUAAACGUAAUAGAGAAAGAGAGAGAGGAAAGUAAAGCACAGGAGAUAGGCAGGAAUCCAGCUUAAUAAAUUUCUUGUAGAAAUUAUAUCAACAAUCAACAAGCGCAAAAAGUCGUAAUAAAUUAAAAUUAAACUGUGCUAAAUUGAAAUGGUCGAAAAUUAUAUGGCAACCAAAAUACAAUGCAUUAAUACGAGUAAUUUUAAAAUGCUAACAAUAUGUAAAUUCAAAGUUAUUGCAAAGUGAAACGAAAAAACGGAAACAGCAACAACAACAACAACAACAGCAGCAGCAGUAGCAGCAGCAGAGGAAGGAAGAAAGCGUUGCACACGAACUUACACAUAACGAACUGAAAUCAUAAACCUAAUCUGAAUUGAGUGUGUUUUUUUUUUGUUUCAGUUUGUGUAUUUCUCUCUCUCUCUGCUUCUCUCACUCUCGCUCUUUCUCUCUGUCCCAGCCUUUCACUCCUUCACCUCGGCCAUUGUCUUUUACACUUUGAGCCGUUUUGCCUCCUGACACAGCAAUAGUUAGUGUGUGCUCUUUUUAUUUUUUUCGGCUUCCCCGAUGCCAAAGCCUGAAAUUGAAACAUAACACAACAUAAAUGUAUAGAUGUGCGAGUGUGAACACCGUGUUGGAAUUGUAAAAGGAGUGAAAAUAUAAUCGGAGUGAGGGUAUAAUAAAAAGAAAAAGAAGCUAAACGCUCACAAGUAUGCAUAAUAAAUCAAAUACACAUCAUAUAAAACAUACAUUAUACAUUCCGACAGCCGUCGUCUACUGAAAAUAGUGGAGCGCACAGGAAUACAAAUAUUAUUUUUAAACAUAAAACAAGUGCUGAAAGCAUGUUCCGAGGACACGAUUAUAUAUGGUCUUCAAAGUUUCGUAGUAAUUAGUCGUGUUGGUGUUGUUGUUGGGCGCAAUACAUAUAACGCGCGCGCGAAAGCACGCCGCGACAAGUGGUACAAUAGCCUGGCAUUAUUACAAGCCAAAGCAACCCGUAGCUAUUUGCAAAAGCACACCACCGACUUAGCUCUCUUUUCUCUCUUUCUCACUCACACAUACACACACACAGACACACUCUCUCUCUCUAUCUCUAUCUCACUCGGUCGUUCAAUAGCUCAAUAGCUCAAUCAGUUUUGCCAGCUAAAUAUAUUUGCAGAAUCCUCUUACACAAAAACGUUACAACGAAACAAACGAAAGAGCAAAGCGAACACACCAAAAACGAAGACAAACGACAGAGAAUAAGAGUCCUGUGUGCAUAAAAAUAAAGAAAGGAAAAGUGAAAGACGAUACCGUUGUUUGAGAGCUGCCGAAACAUACCGAGAUAGCGAAGCAAGAGAAUAGAUAGAGUGUGACGAAAGCACCCAACGACUUGUGUGAGAAAAUCAUCGAACCAUUGCAACAGCAGCAGCAGCAGCAGAGAUAGCAACAACAAAUCAACGCAAAUCAUCAACUAACGUCUGUUCGAUUGCUUAACAACAAUUACCUCCAAACCACCAACACACUCAUACACACACCAACACAUACACAGAAAGUCCCGUUGAAGAAGUAGUUUAUGAGUUAGAAACGACUCGUGUACCAAAACCAAUUCCCGUCGCAUUGGAGGACCUUUGUCGCCAAACAAAAUUCACGCGACAAGAGAUUCGAGUUAUGUAUCGUGGAUUCAAAACAGAAUGCCCUGAAGGUGUUGUUCAUGAAGAGUGUUUUAAAGAUAUCUAUGCAAAGUUCUUCCCUCAUGGCAAUUCAAGUAUUUAUGCACAUUAUGUGUUCAAAGCCUUUGAUGUGAACAGUAAUGGCAGCAUCAGCUUCAGAGAUUUGCUCGUGACAUUGUCAACACUAUUGCGUGGUUCAGUGUACGAACGACUUCGUUGGACAUUUAAAUUGUAUGACAUCAACGGUGAUGGGUGCAUAAGCCGAAGUGAGCUAGGCGAAAUCGUCCAAUCGGUGCACGAACUGAUGGGCCGUCGACCAAAUCAAACCGACGAUGAUCGAAAGGCUCGUGAACAAGUCGAAAAAGUAUUUAGAAAAUUUGACUUAAACCAAGACGGGGUCAUAACAAUAGAGGAAUUUUUAGAAACAUGCUUGAAGGACGACACAAUAACUAAAUCACUGCAAAUGUUCGAUGCGGAUCUUUGAUUAUCGCCCGAAGUGGUAGUCAACAAUAAAAAUAAGACUUUCUUUCCACUUAUAGACUUGUAAAAAAUAAAUACCAAACAAAGAAAAAAGGAUUUAACAAAUUUAUAAAAUAAAAAAUUAAUUGUGAGAAGAGGGAGAAGAAAAACAACCAUACAAACCACAUCAACCAACCGAUAUAACACAUUAACAAAAAAAAAACAAAUAACAAAAAUGUUUUAGUAUUUUGAUGAGAGAAAUUAGAGCAUUUAAAAACACACUUCGAGGUUGAACCAUUUAUUAGGAAUUAAACAUCCCAUUGCACAUACACACCACGAUUCCACACAACGGGUGUUAGUCGAUCGAUAAAACACAAUUAAAAACAAACAAAUCCAUCAGAAAAUCCAAUUUGAAUUGAAAUCCGCUCCCUCUGAUGUGUCUACAUGUUUAUAAAAACGAUUUAAAGUUUAAUCAACAUAGAAAUUUAACAAAAAAAAACAAACAAACAAACAACAACAAAAACUAUCAACUGAGCUAUGUACGUAACGUAAGGAAACCGCAAUUUCUCACUUUUCUCGCCGUGUUUCAAUUUUCAUUUUGCGUCGUUGAACCAUCUUGUUUGUUGUUUUAUUCCAUUUCUUUUGGACAUUUUUUAAAUCAAUUUUGGGCGAUUUGAAGAUCAUCAUUGAGAAACAGAUGCAAAACGAACAAGCAAAAAAAAGCAGAGAAAUGACAAAAAAAAAAUUUAAAACUUUUUAAUCGGCUGUCUAGACUAUAUGAUGAAUUUUACAUAUAUAUUAUUCUCAAUGAGGCUAAACUAAAAUUAACAGAACAAAAAAAAAUUUUAUCAAAUCUAAAAAUAAAGCAAACAAUUUACGUGUUCGAAUUAUAAGUGCAAAGCCCCGCCGCGUGCAACAAAAUUGACAGAGAAAAAAAGCGUUUGAUAAAUCGAGAAUGAUAGGAUUCGAAUUGGAAGCGAACAAAUACAAAUCAAACAAGUGUGCAAACCAAAAAAAAAACGAAUAGGAAACAAUCUAAUUUAGCUUAAAACAACAACAACAACAACAACAACAAAUACAAAAAAAAGUAAUUCUAACAUUUUCGACUAAAAUUGAAUGCAUUACGAACAUAUGAUUAUUGCAAUUAAUACAUUAAAAAAAUUAAUCAAUUGUCGCUGAUUUGAUUUCAAAACAUUUUUUUUUCUAUAUUUAACAACAAAUAGAUUUUAUCGAUAUUUUUUAGUCAUAUUUCAAAAGAAGAAGAAAAAUAACUGAAAAAGAGAGAAUGAACAUAAUAAUAAAUUUAAAUUUGAACAACAACAACAACAACAACAACAACAAAAUCUUAUCAAAUACUCUAUGCAAUUGCGUACCUUUACAAAAUCAGAGAUGAUUCUCUUUUUGCCUAUUUUCCGCUGGUUAUCAACUAACUACGGAUUCGACCUAAAAAUCGUUAUCCUUUUCCAUUCACUCAGAAUGCUUUUAAUGUGUGUGUGAUUUUCAACCUUACCAUGUUUUUUUCGACAUCAUCACCACGGCUUGAUUCACACACAAAAAAAGAAGAAAAUUUCAUUCUUACUCUCUCUAUUUCUCUCUCAUUCAUUCGGCCUCUAAAAUAGAACACACACAAAAGCGGAAAAUGAAUAAAAGAGAAUUUUAUCACUGCCAAACUGUAUAAAAAUAAAGAGAAGGAAAAGAACAAACAAUUUAAAUAUACAAAAUAAUGAUUGCAUUUUAACGAUUAUUGUUUUUAUUGAUUACAACAAAGAAAAAUCUAGGGAAAAAACUAUUUACUACUCGCAUAAGCGUAUUUAUUAAAGUGAAUUAAGAACAAACAAAAAACUACACUGACAACAGUAACAGUAACAACAACAACAAGAAAAAACUAAUAAAAGUGAAUUUCAACCAAAUCCAAAGCGAAUUCCGGGUGAAUGAAAAUUAAAACAAAUAGCAACCAGCAAAAAAAUAUUUUCUGAAAAUUCAGGCUAGACAAAUUUUAGUCCAAUGAUUGGAUUGAAAGAAAUUUAAGAAAUUUAAAACAAAGAGAUACAAUGGGAAAAGUAAGGAAAAUUUUAACAAAGAGCGAAAGAAAACUAGAGAGAGCUGCAAAUAAGAAUGGAUUUAGGCGUACAAAGUACAAGAACAAAAACAAAGAAAAAAUAGAAGAAGAAGAAGAGAACACGUUAGAAAUUACGUAAGAGAAGAACCGAAUCCAAUGAAUAAUAACAACUAGAAUACUUUCAAAUAAAGUGGUCAUCGUA
Messenger RNA from Sitodiplosis mosellana (orange wheat blossom midge), 5121 nucleotides. RefSeq names its product Kv channel-interacting protein 1-like. NCBI's taxonomy places the organism in Eukaryota, Metazoa, Arthropoda, Insecta, Diptera, Cecidomyiidae. Gene Ontology annotation, molecular function: calcium ion binding. The record is from RefSeq and is a predicted model, not a curated record. Bases 2400 to 2885 code for a protein of 161 amino acids. The transcript has 5 exons.